AUGGCGGCCCAGCUGCUUCACACGCGGCUUCCUAGGGACGGGACCGCUGCCGCCGCCGCAUCUGUCCCGGGCACCGCAGUCAAGGCUGGGGCUCCGCGGACGGGAAUUUCAGAUAUGCUUACCUUAGAGAAGGAAUUCCUCAGUUCUCCACCAAGAAAGACUGUCCGGUUUGGUGGGACUUUGACAGACAUCUUACUAAAAUACAAAAAGGGUGAUACAAGUGACUUUGAGUUGUUGAAGCACCAGUUGUCAGAUCCAGACAUAAAGGAUGCCCAGAUCAUUAACUGGCUGUUAGAGUUUCGAAAUUCAGUCACAUACUUGACAAAGGACUUUGAACAGCUUAUCAGCAUUUUAUUAAAAUUGCCAUGGCUAAAAAGGAGCCAAGAAGUGUUGGAGGAAUAUUUGGCUUUUCUUGGCAAUCUUGUUUCAGCACAGACUGUCUUUCUAAGACCUUGCCUCAGCAUGAUUGUUUCUCAUUUUAUACCUUCUCGGGUAAUCAUUAAGGAGGGUGAUGCUACUAUUUCAGAUUCAGAUGACGAAGAUGAUAAUCUUCCUGCAAAUUUUGACACAUGUCAUAGAGCCUUACAAUUAAUAGCAAGAUAUGUCCCCUCUACACCAUGGUUUCUCAUGCCAAUUCUUGUGGAAAAAUUUCCUUUUAUUCGAAAAUCAGAAAGAAUUUUGGAGUGCUAUAUCCAUAAUCUACUAAGGAUUAGUGUAUAUUUUCCAACCUUGCGACCUGAAAUUUUGGAACUUGUCAUUGAAAAGUUACUCAAGAUAGAUGUGAGUGCAUCACGACAAGAUAUUGAAGAUGCAGAGGAUGCGAGGGAAACGGCUAUUCAAAGUGAUGAGACAGAUACAGUAGAAAGACUAUUUAAUAUGGAUGAAGAUGAAGAACCUAAAAAUGAAACAAAAGAUAUUUCUGGAAAGAAUGAUCAAAUGGCGCAUCCAGUAGCUGAGCGUUUAGAUAUUCUUUUAUCCUUGCUCUUUUCCUACAUAAAAGAUGUCUGCUAUAAAAACGGUGAGAUUGAUAUUAACAAAACAAAGGAUUUGUAUCGAGACUUAUUAGGGAUCUUUGACAAGCUGGUGUUACCAACCCAUGCCUCCUGUCAUAUACAGUUUUUUAUGUUUUACCUCUGUAGCUUUAAAUUGGGAUUUGCAGAAGCGUUUUUGGAACAUCUUUGGAAAAAAUUGCAGAAUCCAAAUAAUCCUGCCAUUCUCAGGCAAGCUGCUGGCAAUUAUAUUGGUAGCCUCUUGGCAAGAGCUAAAUUUAUUCCCAUCAUUACUGUAAAAGCCUGCCUAGACCUUUUGGUUAACUGGUUGCAUAUCUACCUUGAUAACCAGGACACAGGAACAAAAGCUUUCUGUGAUGUUGCUCUUCAUGGACCAUUUUAUUCAGCAUGUCAGGCCGUGUUUUACACUUUUAUUUUUCGACAUAAGCAGCUUUUAGAUGGAAACUUAAGGAAAGGAUUGGCAUAUCUACAGAGUUUAAAUUUUGAGCGCAUAGUUAUGUCUCAGCUGAAUCCCUUAAAGAUUUGCCUCCCUUCUGUUGUUAACUUAUUUGCUGCCAUUACAAGGAAAUACCAGUUAGUGUUUUGUUACACUAUUAUUGAGAGGAACAACCGACAAAUGCUUCCAGUUCUUAGAAAUACUACAGGAGGUGGCUCAGUACAGACUUGUACCAAUCCACUUGACACAUUCUUUCCUUUUGAUCCUUGUGUUCUCAAGAGGUCCAAAAAAAUCAUUGAUCCUAUUUAUCAGUCAUGGGAAGAUUUGAGUGCUGAAGAGCUGCAGGAGUUUAAGAAACCUGUUGAAAAGGGAACAAUAGAAGAUGAAGAUGAUGACUUUUUAAAGGGUGAAGUGCCACAGAAUGACAGUUUGGUUGGAAUUACACCAAGUUCUUUUGAGUCAAGUUUUCGGAGCCCAUCAAGCAGUGUAGGGUCCCCACAGGUCACAUAUAUAUUGGACCAGCCUCUCUGACAAGAAUGAAUGAAUGACUGAAGAGACUUUUCCCCCUAAAAAACCAAACAAAACACAAACUUGAAUACCAAGUUUCAUAGGUUAUGGAAAUUGAACUUAAUUCAAACCACUGACAUACCUCAGGUAUCCUGGUUUCAAGUUAAAUUUUAA
Messenger RNA from Gracilinanus agilis (Agile Gracile Mouse Opossum), 2127 nucleotides. It is a transcript of the gene RRN3, whose product is annotated as RRN3 homolog, RNA polymerase I transcription factor. Gene Ontology annotation, molecular function: RNA polymerase I general transcription initiation factor activity; RNA polymerase I core binding. Bases 1 to 1977 code for a protein of 658 amino acids. Gene Ontology annotation, biological process: transcription initiation at RNA polymerase I promoter. The record is from RefSeq and is a predicted model, not a curated record. NCBI's taxonomy places the organism in Eukaryota, Metazoa, Chordata, Mammalia, Didelphimorphia, Didelphidae. Gene Ontology annotation, cellular component: nucleus. The transcript is spliced from 18 exons.